This is a messenger RNA of Cydia strobilella, 1393 nucleotides long. RefSeq names its product WD repeat-containing protein 89. NCBI's taxonomy places the organism in Eukaryota, Metazoa, Arthropoda, Insecta, Lepidoptera, Tortricidae. The transcript is spliced from 9 exons. Gene Ontology annotation, molecular function: protein binding. The coding region runs from base 101 to 1393 and encodes 430 amino acids. The record is from RefSeq and is a predicted model, not a curated record.
ACUGACGUGAAAUUUCUAGUUACACACGUGUUGUGUACAUUUGUUUACAUGCAGUUUUUUAAAUAAAUUUAUAUGUAAAUACCUUUAAAAUCUACAAAAAAUGGCAGACAUAAUUGACACAGAAGAAGAGGACCGAGACAUAGUAGGGCCAGAAGAGAUAGAACAAUUGUUUAGUAAAAAAUACAAUUUGUUAACAGAAACUGCAGUGUCGCUUAAGAAAUCGUAUAUAAAUAAGUUAGCCACAACUAAGUCAUUAAAAAUAGCCGUAAGCUUAGUAGACAACAGUAUCGAGGUAUACCAGCUGACCAACACGUCGCUGAACAAGGUGUGCAAGCUCAGCGGCCACAAGAAGGAGCUGACUGAUGUAGUGUUCUUGCAUAAAGAGGAACACCUUCUCCAUUCGUGUGGGCAGGAUGGGCUGGUGAAGCUGUGGGACACGAGGACCAGCGGGAGCUGUGUGCAGGAUUAUAAAGAUGAGGAAGAACAAAUAGUUCGGCCAUACCUGUGCAUGGACAUAUCCUGCAAUAGCCGAGUGCUCUGUGCGGGCAGCCAGACAGUGCAGAAUGAUGCAUACCUUGUGUUUUGGGAUCAGCGCGUCACCAAGCCUCUUGGCGGCUACUGGAACUCGCACACUGAUGAUAUUACUCAGGUGAAGUUCCACAAGAAAAAACCCAGCAUAUUAGCAUCUGGUGCUGACGAUGGACUCCUCAACAUCUUCAACAUCAUGGAGGCCAAUGAAGACGAUGCACUCACAUACUCACUCAAUGUGGAGAACUCCAUAGAGAAAAUCACGUGGCUUAGUGACACACAGGCAUCGUGCGUGACUCAGAGCAGCGACCUGCAGGUGUGGGACACGGAGCGCGGAGACCUCAUACGGAGCUACGACCGCGACAAGAUCUCCCGGACCAUCAAGCGCAGUCGCGGCGACGACUGCUACCUGGUGGACGCGCACCGCUCGCGCGACGGCGAGUGCGUCAUGCUGGCCGGCUCACACGCGGGCACGGGGAGCGUCCUCCGCUCGGUAACGGCUACAAGUAAGAAGCUGCAGCCGACCACCAACUUCGUCGGGAACAAGCAGGUCGUGAGGUGCUGCUCCUACAAUGCAGAGCGAGAUAUCCUGGUGACAGCGGGCGAGUCCGGCCUCAUCAGCCUGUGGACCACGAGCGGGGAGGGGGAGGGGGACGGGGAGGGGGAGGGACGCGAUCACAACGGCCUCGGACACAAGCUGGCCGGCUCCAUCAAGAAGAUGAGAACGUCUGUGGCGUUACGGAACUAUUUCCCGUUCAGUAUAUCGGUCGAGUCGUUCCUCGACCGGCAGCGAGUGCUGCCGCACGAGCAGGAGGAUGCGGCGCGUGCGCAGCAGGAACCGCCGCUCGAGCGCGGGCCCAAGUGA